Parathielavia appendiculata is the source of this 2168-nucleotide messenger RNA. RefSeq names its product FAD-binding domain-containing protein. The record is from RefSeq and is a predicted model, not a curated record. The transcript has 3 exons. Gene Ontology annotation, molecular function: FAD binding; oxidoreductase activity. Bases 25 to 1923 code for a protein of 632 amino acids. NCBI's taxonomy places the organism in Eukaryota, Fungi, Ascomycota, Sordariomycetes, Sordariales, Chaetomiaceae.
CGACUGUACAGCAAGACAUCCAAAAUGCGUUGGCUAACCUUCCUCCUUUGCCUCGUGCCAGCAGCAUUCUGCUCUAAUUUCCCCUGGGAAGAAGUACAGGUGACAGAAAAAGAAACCUCCAACUACCCAGAUAUUGCAUUCGGCAAAGCCAAAGGAGCGAAAUACACCGGCCCCAGAUGCAAAGUCGCACCUGGCGAUGCCGGCUGGCCUUCAACCGAGGAUUGGGACAGAUUUAACCGUACCCUAGGAGGCGUGCUGCUCAAGCCUGUCCCGCCUGGCGCGUCGUGCUACCCGGGUCCCCACCAAGACGCCGAAAAGUGCAACUACCUCCUCACCUGGGCGAGAACAAGCAGGUUCUACAGCGACGACCCUCUGACCGUGCUGACCGAAUGGCCCCAGGGUAGCACCUGUUCCGUGUCCCGGUUUCCGGUGAUCGGGAAUUGCACCCAGGGGGGUUAUCCGGUCUACGUCGUCAAUGCCACGACGGUGAGACAUAUUCAGCUGGCCGUCAACUUUGCACGGAACAGGCACUUGCGGUUGCUCGUCAAAAACGCAGGUCACGACUUCAACGGCAGGUCAACUGGCUUCGGGGCGCUCAGCAUCUGGACACACCACUUGAAGGACUUUGAGUAUCUCCCUCGGCACACUGUCGGCCCUUACACAGGGCGUGUGGUGCGUGUCAGCGCAGGCAUCGAGACGUGGGAGUUGAAGAAUUACAUGAACAAGUAUGGCUUCACCACGGGCGUUCCCGGCGGGGAGACAGUGGGUGCUUAUGGAGGCUGGAUUGCCGGGGGAGGGCACCACGCGCUCAGUUCCGUGUACGGCCACGGAGCGGAUUCUAUUCUCUCAUUUCAGGUGGUGACUGCGGAUGGGAGAUAUCGCAGUGUCACGCCGGACAAGAACGCGGAUUUGUUCUUUGCGAUGCUCGGUGGUGGCGGAGGAACAUAUGGGGUCCUGACUUCAGCCAUCGUCAGGGUGUACCCUCCCACUCCAGUCACGACGUUCAAACUGGAGUUCCACGUCCGGCCGCCCUCCAACACCACCAACACCCUGCCUACCAUACACGACAUCGAAACCUUCUGGGCUGGUGUCUGGCUCUACCAGUCCUUCGCCCGAGAGAUCUGCGACGUGGGUGGGACGCACUACAGCUACGUGCGCAAGCAGUCCAACACAAGCUACACCUUUGACGUCCGCUUCGAACUCCCACACCUGUCCCCCGCACAAAUCUCAACCCUGCUCUCCCCGCUCUACACCCGCCUCGCCACCGACCUCGGCAUCCCCGUCAACCUGACCAUCCCGCCCGCCACCGUCCCCAACAACUCAUCCGCCCAACCCCCCCGGACGGGAACCGGCGCGGGACCGGGAAACACCUACUUCGCCUCGCGCCUGUUCCCGCGCGCCAACUGGGAUAAUGCCACCAUCUACAACGCCACCUUCGCCGCCAUCCGCGCGACGGUCGAGGACGGCGGGUUUACCUUUCACGGCGUCAAUUUCUGGACCCCGUUGUCCGUGGCCGGAUACCCCGGCACACACAAUUCGAUCGCGCAGCACUGGCGGGAAGCCAUCAUGCACGCCGAUGUCUUUGAUGACGGGUUUCGGGCGCUUGGCGGCGGCACCAUGGCGCAGAUGACGGCGGACGAAUUUUAUGAGAGGCAUAAGAUGUUGGAGAAUGUCAUGGAUGGGAUUCGGGGGGUGACGCCGCGGGGAGGAGCGUAUGUCAAUGAGGCGGAUGUGCUGGAGCCGGAGUGGCAGCGGACUUUUUUUGGGGAGCGGUAUGUGAAAUUGGUGAGGGUAAAGAGGGAGAGGGAUCCGUGGGGGCUGUUUUGGGCUGUUACGACGCCCGGAAGUGAGAGGUGGAGGGUGGUGGAGGAGAGGGGGUUGCCGACGCAGAAUGGCAGGUUGUGUUUGACGGGGGUGGAAUAGGGGGCGUUUCCCUCCUUGUACUUUUUCAUUUUGAUAUUCUAUUAUCCUUACUUCCUUUCGUUUUUCUUUUUCCUUCUUCCUUUUUUAUCGUAUUCCUCUCUAUCUUUAUCUUUCUCCUUUUCCUCCUUUUAUCUUCAUUUUAGUAUUUUAACUAUCUUUUUUUCUCUAUCCCAUUUCAGUGGCCCGCCAUAUGUCACGCUAGUGAGCAAACUAGGGUUGGAUUGCGUUAUACGGAUUACACUUUG